CCCUCAACGCAUGUACAAUGUUGCCUAUCUAUGAUACCAGAGAUGCGACGACCCGUACGGUAGCUUAAUUGCGCUUCUUCUGAGCAUCCAUGGUUCGACGGAAUUACUACUUUUCAUCAGAAGCAAAGAAAGAAAGUCAUGCGUUGCCGAUAGGAAGGAAGAAAUCAGCGGUUGCCGCCAGGUCCAUCACCACAAAGUUUCGAUGUGGAAUAUUUUCUCCCCGCGCAUUGACCGCAGUAGUGGUGGCGAUGAUAUUGGUUCUUUUGUCAGUGGGCCUUCAAUCGUCUACACGUGGCGUCAUCCAAAUACAAGCAUACAUUUUUUCAAAGAAUACCGAGUCUGCAUCCACAAAACCCAGUCCCGCUGCUGCCAAGCCAAAUAAUCCAAGCAACACAACAUAUCCACAGCAAAUAAUUGUACAGAAACUUGCGGGUGGCGUGAAAAGUAGCGGUGGUGCCAAGGAAAACUUGCAAAUCGUUCCUUUGGAGCUGGACAACACCGUUGCCGAGGAUGUGGUGGCCAUUGAACAUGAUCCCGACAAGGCUGAAAUUACCGUGACCUUCAAGAUAAAUGCUCGUUGCCCUCGUCCUUACUUGAUUGGACGACUGUCGGGUCCGGCACUGAUACGCUUGCAACCAUGGAAAUGGCAAUCACACAGCAGUUAUGGGGAAUUGGCCGUGACAUCCUUGACGAGUCGAUAUGAGGUUCCCAUUAUUAUAAGCCAGGCUUCCUACUAUGCCUUGGAGAUUAUUGUUGUUUUCUGUGACAACUUUUUCUAUGCCUUGAAUCAGCCAGAUAAUCCCAUACACCAGGAUGAUCCCUCCAAGGACUGGAUCGACUCCAGACCAGAACUGGCCCAUUACAUGGGACAAGACUAUGCCAGACAUUGCGUGGAAAACUCGGCCAAGAAUCGAAUCACACAAAAGGGAAGUUCCAUUUGGAUAUCCGGAACUGCAGGAACUCCCUCCAGCCAGAGUAAGCAACCACAACCAGCAUGGAAAGGAUUCUGGCAUAACAAAGGCUACAAGAAAGGCUACAAGCAGCCACCAGAUGGCUCAAGGACAAAUGACAAACAUUUGUUACAACCAGUUUAUACAAGAUACCAACUAGAUGGAUGGAAAGAGGAAGAGCAUCCCGCAGAAUGCAAUCAAGAACGAUUCGAGCCGUACAAAUUCCACUGGAACCAGGAGACGCCACUCAGUGCACAGAGUUUAAGACAAUCUAAAGCGAACAACAUUUGUCUCAUUGGUGACGACCACAGCAGGAGCAUGCAUGAAAGGGCCAAAGAAAUGGGCUUUGACCUUCCCAACACCAAUGUUGCAUUCCACCACCUGUGGACUACCUUUCCAGAAAAUGUCACAGAAGCAAGUAUUACAGAUCUCAUGGACCGACAUCGCUGCACGAGCAUGGUGGCAUCCGUGGGUCACUGGCCCGCCAGCCACCAUACCAAAGGGCACCCCUACACUUUGAAGCAGUUUUACAAACUGACCAAGGGCAUGCUCCACAUAGUGACCAAACACCCGCAAGUUGUGGCACGAAACGUGAGAGUCUUUGUGCAAUCUCUGAAUUCCCUACCACUGCGAUAUGGGAUCAAUGACUGUCCAGCCACAGACUAUCGCAAUCCACUUGUCUUGGACUCUUACAAUACCAUUCUCAAACGAGUCUCGUUCGAAUUUGGCAUCCCCUUUAUUGAUACUGAGGAAUUUCUGGUGGGCCCCAUGUGGGAUGCUAGUUCUGAUUGGGAACAUGUCAAUCAAGCAACAGAGGAAGCACAAACUCUGUUUGUGGCUGCUUCUGUGCUUGGGUGACGACUUUUUGUCCGAGCCUUCCAGACAGCAACUUCUUGUUGCUCAUAAGGCCAUUAUUAAGCUGGGGGCUUUGCAGGGUUUGCGUGUUCGGUACAAUCUUUGUCAUCCGCGGCAAGAUGUCGGGUUUCAGGCGCACAAGCCGAAAAUCGCCUUUCCGUGGCCCAAUUGCGUCACCAAGCUUGCUCCUUGCUGUCUUGCUCCUGGCUGUUUGCGGUUUCGAGUGAAGCUCCAUCGUGAGGUGCAGUUCAUGCAGUUCCAGACAUUUGGUCGGCUUUUGCAGCCGAACCCUUGCUGAAAUUACAUGGUAGUAGUGAGCUUACGGUAUGCUUACGGUACAGUACGAUGGCAAAAAACGCUGUUUUAUGAUCUGAAGAUCAUUGGCUCGUGUAGGCCUCGGCGGCAUGCAACAUCACGACAUGUUUUACAUAUUUUCAGAUUCAAUUAUUGUCUCUCUUGCUUUGAUUCGGAUCAAUUAGACUAAGAACAGGUCCAUGCCUCAUCGUGCAAGAUGUGAAGGCAUCCUUGCAACACAGCCUCGCCGCAAGAAAGUCCCCUAUUUUCCAGAAUGAUUUUGCCUUGAAUCAGCCGAGUCGACAAUCCCAUACACCACGAUGAUCGCCGACGACGAGAACCUGCCGUAUCUUUCAUCCGAAUGAUUUUCAACAAGCAAAGAGCGAUUGAUUUCAUCCAUUUUGUUUGGCGACAAGACAAGAAGCAGACAUUUCAAGAUCUUUGCCUUACGAGCAUGCAGAACGUAGAAUGGUUGGGGUUGGCCAUCGCCUCCUCAGCAGUUGUACCGGUACCGGUCUACCGGUAUGCAGAGAGCAAAUUCCGCCAGCCUCACCCCGCCGCUAACAACAGCCCGAGCCCAUCCGCUCCACCUGAAAAGCCCUGAAUUGGGGCCAAUACUUAGCUAAUUGUAUUCCCGAAAGCAGCAUUAAAAUGCUUGCAUGGACAGGUCAGCCCUUUACCAAGCAGCUAAAGGAAUACGGUUAGCUAGAAAAGUAGUCGUACUAUUUGGCUAGCGCGGACUAUGGGUGGGAAGAAUGGACGUCAGAGGUGCAAUGCAAUGCUCAGUGCAAGAACGGUAGUUGGACGGCCAAGACUAAGCAGACCAACUGAAGGAGGAGGAAAGGGUGGAGCCCAAGGAAGAUUGAAUGGGUCAGAGGGCUAUGACUAGUGCUGAACCACCAAUGUCCCAAUGCAGAGGGCUCAUCGUUGAAGCAGUGGCGCCAGAACCACGAGAAAGCACAUCAAUAUACUUGGUACGGACAGACCAGCCCUUCACCAAGCAGCCAUUCUGAUCCUGUUUUGGAUGCUUCCAAUAGCUAUCAACUGUCCAGCCGGCAACCGUCCAGCCGCAGCGAUCCUGGACUCACAGAGCCAUUUCUUUGUACGUUCUACUGGUAACACAGUAGAUACUACUAGUACCGGUAGUAACCUCGCUGCCUACC
This is a messenger RNA of Seminavis robusta, 3262 nucleotides long. The record is from the annotation of a GenBank genome assembly. NCBI's taxonomy places the organism in Eukaryota, Bacillariophyta, Bacillariophyceae, Naviculales, Naviculaceae.